CUAAAGAUGUUUUAAAAGUUAGACGAUAAUUAAUGGGAAAAGUGGUGAAAAAGGGCAGUAAAUCACAAACACGAGCAAGGCUGCCGAUGCUGGACAAAGUGCCGGAGGAAUUCAGCAAGUCAGGCGGUAUCUAUGGAACAGAUGUAAAGUGUAAAUGGGUGUUAACGGGUCCGGUGGCUGAAGAACUUCGUGUGACUAACUGUCCCUCUGAUCCGAUGCUUCAGACUGAGGUUGGUUUAUUGUCAUAUCCGUCUGGGCACAAUGGAAAUUCCUGCACCGGCGAGACAGCAUACACAGGUUUUUUUCCCUUCUUCCGCCAGCUGCAUUUUGGGUUUUUCUCCUCUUCUUGUCGAGGAAAUUUCUAUUUAUUUCGGCCCGUUUACAGGAUGUGGGCACGGUUCGUAGGGGGAGGUAGUGUAGUUGCCGAGUAGCGCGGCCGGUCACUUCACAGAUUGACUGAGGACCGAUCACGGUGCUUGGGUGUGGAGUUUCACAGAAACCAGCGCAGGAAGUGAGGAGGCGAGUGGUGGGUUCGGCGCAUGCGCGGUCGGGGUAUCAUUGUAACUAGUCGCUAAGUUGGCGGUGAGUUUCGGCCGCUGCUGGAAGCUCCGCUCCGGACCCUCGGGAGUGGCCUGACCUUUAUUUCUGAUCCCAAGGUUCUUCACUGGAGCGAUCACCAAUCUAAAAUUUGAGCAGAUUUUUGGGGGCAGAACGGAAGCCUGCUCAGCUUCAGGAUGGCAGACAAUGCAAGUGUCGUGGAGGAGACGUGCAGCCUCAUGGUCCUGAAGAGUGAGACCAAGCGUAUCAUGGAGGCCUUCCUGAAGAGAGCGCAGAUGGAGGGUGCCUCCGUUGGCCACAUUGGGCGCUGCUACCACGACGAAAAGAAGUACAAAGCCAAGACUCCCGACAGCCAGGACUCCAUCUCCGUAAAAGUCCACAAGCACAAGAGGUCACUCUUGAAAGGGACCUUGGAGCAAGAAGACGAGGAGAAGCGGAGGAGUCUGAAACAUUUCCAAGGGACCGAGGAAGAUACCGGGUGGGGUACAUCCGAUGAGGAAAUCUGCCAGGCCGAGGAAAAAAAACAUGGCUUCAAAACGGCCAUCAAGAAACUGAUCAGACGACAGAAAAAGAAAAAGGGAAGCAAUGCUUCGGAAAAGUCCAAGGACUCUUUAGACUUCACUGAGGCCCAUGGGUCUCCGAGGGGAACCACUAAGCCGGACUCCAAGGCCAAUUCCUUAAAGAGGCAGGAAAACACUAUAAUCAAUAUGCAUGCAAGUAAUUUUGCACAUGCGAUGGAUUCAGAGGGAUCUGUCUCUGAGGGGGUGACUAUCAGGGAGGAGAGCAGCAAGCAUAAGAAGACUGGACAGUGGUUUUUAAAUCUUUUACGGAAAGGGCCCAAGAAAAGUGAUAACAUCCACCCAGAGAAAGACCAAGUGCCUUCACCGCCAUCACGGCCUACAACACUAGCCCUAAACCUCUCUCCUACAGAGGUUGAAAGUUCGGAAUUCUACACAGAAGCGGCAAAGAAGCUGGAAAAGUUGGCACAGAAAUGCUGCACCCGGACUGGGAAUGAUUACUUUAGUCCAGGCAUCCAUUUCCAGGGACCAGUGACAGCCAAAAAUAACAUCCAUCAGAGCGCAAUCGAGAGGAUCGUGCAGGUGCUGCAGGAUCAAGGAGACCAAAUCAACGAGAAGGUGAAGGACGACCCUAUUCUGCAACGUCCGAUGUCCUUUGGGAGUUUUAAGCAGCUGGUCGAAGCCUUUACAGCCAAUGUUGAAGAACAGAUGGAAGAUCCAGCCACCAGCCCUGAGCUGACAAAGAUCGCACUGACCAUGGAACUUACUCGGAGGGUGGCUGGCAUCAGUAGUCACCCAGUGCAGCAGCUGAUGGGAUACACUAUGCAGUACAUGGACAUGUUUGUUCCCUGGCUGCAGGAGCAAGGCGGAUGGAAAAUGGUACUGCCCUUGGAUGACUUCUCCGAACAACCGAUAGACUGACUUGAGCCAGACCCAGGGAACUAAGAUGAAAUUCGGGCAGUCCUACAAGUUUGCCCUCGGCUAUUCAAACAAAGAAAAGAAGCUGUCUUUUAAAGCUGGAAAAUGCCAAAGACAUUCAAAUAGGUUUCAGCCAUCAAACGUGCGAGUGGGUAGGUGACCGAAACCAAACGGGGGUGGAGAAACCAGCUUCGUGUGGGACUGUCACAGAGACAGCUGGUGAAGUUGUGUUUAUUGUUGUACUGACGACGAGAAGCUUAUUGUUAUAAGCUGUAGUAGAGCCUGUACCGUUGUGUCUGCGUGUUUUUUUUAUGCACUCUUUUCCAUUCUAUCCUUCUCUGGAAAAGUCCAGAGAAGGAAAUUUCCGUCCUACUAAUAUAUACAGUAAAAUUCUGGAGAAUCUGCUCUCUAAUCAUUGUCAAAUCCCGGAGAUUCGGCACCUGUUUCUCUUCAAACUCACCGGGUUCACUGGGGGUGGGGGGGUGGGGGGUUUUAUUCUGUACUGUACACUCAGUGUCCACUUUAUUAGGUGGCGGAGUGGACCUGGUGUAGUCUUCUGCUGCUGUAGUCCGUCCACUUCGAGGUUCAGUGUCCUGUGCGUUCAGAGGUGCUCUUCUGCACACCACUGUUGUAACACAUGGUUAUUUGAGUGUCUUGUCACCUUCCUGUCAGCUUGAACCCAUCUGGCCAUUCUCCUCUGACCUCCCCUAUCAACAAGGCAUUUUUGCCCACAGAACUGCUGCUCGCUAGAUGUGUUUUUUUGGUUUCUCGGACCAUUCUCUGUAAACUCACGAUACUUGUACCUGAAAAUCUCAGGAGUUCAGCAGUUUCUGAGAUAUUUAAACCAUCCCAACUGGCACCGACAAUCAUCCCACAGCCAGGGUCAUUUAGAUCACAUGCCUUCCCCAUUCUGAUGUUUAGUCUGGACAACAACUGAACCUCUUGACCAUGUCUGCAUGCUUUGAUGCAUCAAGUUGCAGCCACGUGAUUGGCUGAUUAGAUAUUUGUAUUAACGAACAGGUGUACCUCAUAGAGGGGCCACUGAGUUUAGAACAUUAUUUCUCUCUUUUAAAAGAAAAAAAAGUUUUUGCGUAUUAAUUGGAAUAAUAUCCCAUGGUCCAAACAAAAUGCCAGUUUGGAAUUUCCUUACUGUAGCAGAUUAAUGGAGUUUUCCUGUAUAUCCUAAUUUCUGAAUAUGAAAACUUAUGAAUACCAUAGAGGAUAUCAUUGGUUCAAGGAAAAUGGAUGAGUAUGGAGUCAGUGAGGGGGGGAAAAAAUGUACCUGACAACCUUGCUCAGAAAUCUACCUCGUUCUCACCUACACUCUUCAUGAUGCACGCAUUGUUUAAAAUGUAAAGGAUUGGCCAUUUAAAGUUUUAAUCUGUUGAUUUGAUUCAGUAGCCUGUAUAAUGUAGCUGUACAUAACAAGGUUUGGAUCACGUUGAUGGUCCGUAACUUUAGCGGAUGUCCAUGAGUAAAUCAAACUAACUUCAGGAAGAUGUACCUGCCCUACCUACUGACUGUUACGCCGCUGGCAUUUCGGGCAGCAAUGAGAGUCCUGCAGCCCUGGCAGUGUUCAGGGCUUCCUUCAUCGUGCCAGUAGCUCAGUUUUCAUGACUGUUAAGGCUGAUUUAUAUUUCUGCGUCAACUCGCGCUGUAGGUACGGUGUCACCGCGAACCCUACACAGAGCCUACGGGGAUCCCUACGCCGUAGCCUGACGCGCACCUCUCCCAAAAUGUAACUACGCGUUGCGGCAACACAGACUGCAACACCAAUGAUUGGUCCGCUUGGUAGCAUCGCAUUUCCUCCUACGCUGCAAUAGCUUCCCACUGGGCGACUGAAGGGCAGGGGAGGAACUCUGGCUGCAAUGCUUUCCAUAAAGCUUUACAGACCUCCGAAAUUAUGGAGGACACAUUUUGCUUUUACGAAAAAAGACGCUCGCUUCUUGUUUACCCCGAGAAAGACUAGCAUGACCAUGAAGCCUUGCGUGGGCAGGUGUGUGCGCAUGCAUGAUGUGCGCGAAUUGCAGAGCGACAUAGACACACCAACGUACAAGUAUAAAUGCUCACAACGCACGUAGGCCACUUGCGUAGGUUAAGGCGUUCAUUUGAUGCACAAGUAUAAAUCAGCCUUUAGUCAUGCAACUCCUGAGUGGAGACUCAGGAGUACUAUCGCACUCAGAUGUAGAGGGCUCUUCAUUACUAUCUCUAACAGUUUUAUUUUACCAGUCAAGGUUGUUAGCCCUGAGUUGAACCUCCAAACCUGAAGGAUUGGUGGACCACUCUUAGUCUGGCCUCUACCCUUUGACCUGCUUGGCAUGGGUGACCCGACCAAGAGCCAAAGCAUAAAGCCCUGACUCCAGUCAUCAUUGCCCUCCAGGUCAUUGAGGCACGCAAACUUCCAAACCCUAUGACAAAGUUGUAGUCCUCUUGGAGGUUCAGGAAGAUGUAGGUGGUUUUUAAGAAGUGCCUGAUGUUUUUCUUAUAAUAUACUUUCAUAGGCCAGUGGGGACUUGCGCUAAUGAUACAACCAGUCAGAAUGCUCUCCACUACGUGUCUGUAGAAAUUUGCAGCAGUCUUUGGUGACAUACCAAAUCUCCUCAACUUCUAACAAAUUUCUCAAUUAGUGUGAGUGUCAAAGGUUCCAGAGACAAUGGGGUUGACUGGGAGCAUAAUCAGCCAUGAUGGAAUGGUGGAGCAGACUUGAUGGGCUGAAUGGCCCUACUUCUGUUCCUAUGCCUUAUGGUCUUAUAAUGGGCCCACUGAUUGAAAGAUGAGUAAGGUGAAACUAGUGCCAUAUCUAUACGUACUACCUCCUGUGGGUAUCUGUGGCCAAGAGGCUCAGUAGUCCAAUAUGAUUAUAAAGCAGAAUAGCAUCUAGAAGUAUCAGUGAAAAUGCAUUGUAAGUGAGCAUUCUGAAACGAGUGUGUAUCAUCAGAUUGAGAUAAAUGUGUUCUCCCUCCCCGACCAUUCUAGUCAUAGCUUUCCCCUCCUGUCCCGUGUAUAAAUGUGGAACCAUUAUUUGCCCCAUUUGUAGAAGAAAAUUAUGUUCCCCAAGGGGAAGCAUUUGUGGAAAUCAGUGCUGUGCUCCCUGUCCUUUUGGACAAGCUGUAGAUCCCAUAUUGGGAAAUGGCUACCUAAACUAGGCUGGCUUGUACAAUUUUAUCUUUGGCAUGUGACUAUUGAGGUCAACAACUAACUAUUCAGAAGAGCAGUGGAUCAUUGGUGUAGACUACCUGGCCUCAUUGUAGGUGGCUGGUUCAAUAUUGUAGACAGGCAGCUCAGUAUGCAAGGGACCUUGUUAGCUUUCUGGGCUGUUGGACUGGAUAAUCUUUGUUUAAUUCUUGGUGUGUACCUGAAGCUAAGGGUUCCAAUCCAUUGGCCAGUUGCAAGGAGUUACCCUACAGUGCAAGGGAAAGGGGUGGUCUUGCAAUAUGUCCAGAAGUUUAGUUAGUUAGACCCAUCACCCCCUACUAGGACAAAGGCCGCUAACAGCAAGAGUCCUCCACCCUGGGCCAGUCCUUCAAGUUGUCCCCAGGUGUAGCCUGUCUUCUUGGUGCUAGCUUCAUGGUCACGUUGCCAGGUGUUCUUUGCUGGCCGCUUUUCUGCUUCCCCUGGGGAUUCUAUGUUGGCACUUGCCCGGUGACAUUGGUAACAUGGUUUACCCAGUGUGUGUCCUAUCCAUCCCCAUCUUCUCUAAUUCUUCUGUUGCUCGCUGGUGUGUUCUCUGCCGCAGAUCAGUGUUGCUGAUUACUUCUGGUCAGUAGGUCCAAAGGAUUUUUUUCUCAGACAGCUACUGAUAAAGGUCUGCACCUUUCUUGAAGUUAGUCCAUUCUCCAAGUCUCUAGCCCGUACAGGAAAAACUAACUCACCUUGGAGUUGACAGCCUGAUCUUAUUGCGCUGUGUUUUAUUUGAGCUUGGUCCCAGCUACUGCUCGGGAUUUGGAAUAGGAAAUGCAGUACAAGAUUGCGUCCGUAAAUAUAUCUCCUCAGAAUAUCCCUGUAAGCACUCAAGGAAUGCUCUUCUUCAGUUCCCUGAUGCCUUGAAGCUGACAAAGUUCUCUCACUUCGACUAGAGGUAGACUGAAAGGUAACUAUAAUGGACCUCCAGGGCAAGAUCGAAUGUGGAACGGGUAAUCAGUCAGACACUAGGCAGGGGCUAGUGCAGUGGGUGGGGGUAGAAUUGAAACCUACUAUGAAGUUUAUGCCAAUCGAACAGCCUGUGAACACCUAGUGUGCUGGGCUCAGGAAAAGGCAGAAUUUCAGACUGUGGGUUCAUGGUGCCAUAUUGAAUUCACGCACUUUGGAAAACAAAGUGAUUUUAAAACGUCCAAGACGUGGACAAUCUUCUACAGACUCCUUGAUUGUUGACCACCACCAUAAAAUUAGAUAAAUAGAUUGCUUUAUUUUAUAAAUGAUAAACAAUAUGUUUCUCGCAUGUUAACUGAAGAGCUAUGAGCUCUGCAGUGAUGUUCUGUAACUUGGCUCUGGUAAGCAGAUCUAAGUAUGUGAGAUUAUUUAAAUGUCUUUUUUUUGUAAAUUGUAAAACUAAUUUAUAAUUUUAUUAAGUAUUGGACAUUAAGCUGUGAUUGCUCUGGGAUUCUCUCGGACCUGCAUGCUCAACUCUUGUGGGGCAUAUGUAUUUUAGAAUGUUUACGGGAGAGAGUUCUUCGAAAUGUCAUACUGUAUUUUGUUGUUUCCCCUCCGCGUCUUAUGGCGCACUGGGUGACAACCUUGUCCAUCCUGUAGCGUUUGUUUGUGUUUUUUUUAUGAGGCCAAAUUGCUAGCUCAACACUCAACGUAACACGGAUGGGAAGCGUGCAAGGAGCUGGCCGGAUUUGAACCCGAGACCAUUCGGCCCAAAGUCCAAUUCUGAUGCCACAAUACCACCGGCCAGCUAUGUGGUAUAUUGCAAAGAACUUUAAUAGGCUUUGCAUCAGCUAGCUACAGUAAAGUCUGUCUGGUCAUUUAUUUUUUUUAAAUUUAAGCAUUCUUGGUUGUGCGUCUGACGGCUCAGUAGCCGAAAGCUACAUAGUGGACCCCGAUCUGGGAGGGAUGUGGGGGUUUUGCACUCUAUCGAUUGUGGCUGGAUUAAGGCCAAGACAUGAGACUAACUCCGAUGUUAGUGCAAUUGACAAAAGUUGGUGGGAGGGUGGGUGAACAGAGGAAGAGGUGCUUUGACCCCUCUGAUCCUCGGACUAAUGUCAGUCGGGGGUUGCUGGACGGUGCAGUUAGAGGGGCCUUUUCCGUCCGGUAUCCAUGAACAAGUAAUGUGAGAGGCGAACGAGCUGUCAGGUGUCUCAUUCCCUGCCGAUACAUUGUCCAUUUUAAUUCAAGAUUGUUUAAUGGCAUUUCCAGUACACGGUUGUAAAAGAUAACGAAAUAAUUGUUACUCUGGAUCUGAUGCGGCACAAAAAAAAACAGAAUAAAUAUCAAUACAUUAUAUGUGUGUCCAUAAAGUGACGCUAGGCUUCUUUUGGUAAAUGAUGUAAGGAAAUGUGGGUCUAGGGGAGCUGCUAAACUAUCAUGAUGUAAUUAGGUGACAAAAUGGACUCCAGGGCCAAGGUGUCUCCUCCACAAAAUGGCUGGUGCGCCAGAAGUCAGCCCUUGUUCAUGGAACUUAUUAGCCCCCUGGGGAUUGAAAAAAAUGAAACAAAUGCCCACGAGAAAAUGAAUCUCAGGGUUAUAUAUGGUGAUGUAUAUGUACUUUGAUGAUAAAAUUUACUUUGAACUAUGAAAACACAGAGACACAAAGAGGCAGCAGGGAUGAUAAAACUGCUGGAAGAACACUACAGAGAUUCAUGGAAGGGAAGCAAUGGUUGAUGUUUUGAAUCAAGACCCUGCAUCAGGACUGAGUGUGUGGCGGGAGAUGGCCAGUAUAAAAUGGAGCGAGGGAAGGGUAAGAUGGGUUGGUGGAACCAGAUGAGGGGGCAUGAAGGGCAGGUCAUACUAACCCUCUUUCUCUCCUCACCCUUUCAAAUUUUUGGAGAAACCCUCUCUCCAUUGGUUCCUUACUGCUGUCUUGGUGGGGGAGGUGGUGCGGUUAAAGUCCCACUACGUAUUAAAUGCUCCCAAUGGCGUGUGCCUCAAAUGGCCUCUGACAACCAAGUCCCACUCCUGGCCUUCACGUGUGGCUUAGCUACCAAGCCUGGUGGAACUAUUUCCGCUGACAGGAGAAGAGGCCAAGGCUGGUUACUGGCUCCUUAAAACCAGUCGCUUCUUGCAGAUGGGGCUCAUCAGCUGUGGAUGGCAGCUCUUCAAGGAGAAGGAAAACUCUGAUCUCAAACCCCUGCUGCCCUGCAGCCUUACCCACUUAUGGGGAAAGCUUCGGGAGUAAACCCAGGGGGAAGGUGUGUGGUGAGGGGAAGGCUGCUGCAUAUCAUACUGCCCUGCCGAUGCAACCGAUCGAGGGCCUCAGAGGACACUCUCCGGGACUCCCUGGUUUACACACUCUGCUCUGUUCCCUGCCUCCUGAGGAGGUGUAACACUUCUUCCUCACACCCUACUCUCUCACCGGCGUCCGGGGACCCAACCAGCCCCAACAGGACAGGCAAAGGUUCACGUGCACCUCCUC
This is a messenger RNA of Mobula hypostoma (lesser devil ray), 8568 nucleotides long. It is a transcript of the gene bcl2l12, whose product is annotated as BCL2 like 12. The transcript is spliced from 9 exons. Gene Ontology annotation, biological process: regulation of extrinsic apoptotic signaling pathway. Lineage: Eukaryota; Metazoa; Chordata; Chondrichthyes; Myliobatiformes; Myliobatidae. Bases 735 to 1997 code for a protein of 420 amino acids. The record is from RefSeq and is a predicted model, not a curated record.